Messenger RNA from Echinops telfairi (small Madagascar hedgehog), 5411 nucleotides. RefSeq names its product myocyte enhancer factor 2A (gene MEF2A). The record is from RefSeq and is a predicted model, not a curated record. Gene Ontology annotation, molecular function: DNA-binding transcription factor activity, RNA polymerase II-specific; histone deacetylase binding; RNA polymerase II cis-regulatory region sequence-specific DNA binding. The transcript is spliced from 11 exons. Gene Ontology annotation, biological process: positive regulation of transcription by RNA polymerase II; cell differentiation; heart development. NCBI's taxonomy places the organism in Eukaryota, Metazoa, Chordata, Mammalia, Afrosoricida, Tenrecidae. Bases 208 to 1692 code for a protein of 494 amino acids.
GAAUGACACUUUGUGAAAAAGGAACAGAAGAAUUGUCUGCAAGGAUCACAGUGUACUUUUUGCUGACACUUCAUUUCUAAGCAUUACAGCUAUAGCUGUUGGACUAGAAGGUGUAAUAAUAAAAGCUGUGUAUGAUGCAUUAAGGUAUUGAAGACUUUUUAAUUUAAAUUAAAUACUUGGAAUAUAAACAAGGAAAAGUGACUGAAAAUGGGACGGAAGAAAAUACAAAUCACACGCAUAAUGGAUGAAAGGAACCGACAGGUCACUUUUACAAAGAGAAAGUUUGGAUUAAUGAAGAAAGCGUACGAGCUUAGUGUGCUCUGUGACUGUGAAAUAGCGCUCAUCAUUUUCAACAGCUCUAACAAACUGUUUCAGUAUGCCAGCACUGACAUGGACAAAGUUCUUCUCAAGUAUACGGAGUACAACGAGCCUCAUGAAAGCAGAACCAACUCGGACAUUGUUGAGGCUCUGAACAAGAAGGAACACAGAGGGUGCGACAGCCCAGACCCUGAUACUUCCUAUGUGCUCACUCCACACACAGAAGAAAAAUACAAAAAAAUUAAUGAGGAAUUUGAUAAUAUGAUGAGGAAUCAUAAAAUCGCACCUGGUCUGCCACCUCAGAACUUCUCAAUGGCGGUGACAGUCCCUGUGGCCCCCCCUAGUGCCCUGUCAUACACGGAUCCGGGGAGCUCACUUGUGUCCCCGUCUUUGACAUCUAGCUCGGCGGUAACAGACUCUUCAAGCAUUCUUUCUCCACCUCAAGCCACGUUACAUCGGAAUGUGUCCCCAGGAGCCCCUCAGAGACCACCAAGUACUGGCAAUGCAGGUGGGAUGUUGAACACUUCCGACCUUACAGUGCCAAAUGGAGCUGGAAGCAGCCCAGUGGGUAAUGGCUUUGUAAACUCAAUAGCAUCUCAAAACUUGAUUGGAACUACUGGUGCAAAUAGCUUAGGCAAAAUCAUGCCUACAAAGUCCCCCCCCCCUCCUGGUGGUAGCAAUCUUGGAAUGAACAGUCGAAAGCCAGAUCUUCGAGUUGUUAUCCCGCCUUCCAGCAAAGGCAUGAUGCCUCCAUUGUCGGAGGAAGAGGAGUUGGAGUUGAAUACCCAGAGGAUAAGUAAUUCUCAAGCCACUCAACCUCUUGCUACUCCAGUGGUGUCUGUGACAACCCCAAGCUUGCCUUCCCAGGGACUUGUAUAUUCAGCAGUGCCUACUGCCUACAACACUGAUUAUUCACUGGCUAGUGCGGACCUAUCGGCCCUACAGGGUUUCAACUCCCCAGGAAUGCUGUCUCUGGGACAGGUGUCAGCCUGGCAGCAGCACCAUUUAGGACAAGCAGCCCUCAGUUCUCUUGUUGCUGGAGGGCAGUUAUCUCAGGGUUCAAAUUUAUCCAUUAAUACCAACCAAAACAUCAACAUUAAGUCAGAACCAAUUUCACCUCCCCGGGAUCGAAUGACCCCAUCAGGCUUCCAGCAACAGCCACAGCCCCUGCAGCCCCAGUCUCAGCCCCGGCAGGAAAUGGGGCGGUCCCCUGUGGACAGUCUGAGCAGCUCUAGUAGCUCCUACGAUGGCAGUGACCGGGAGGACCCACGGGGCGACUUCCAUUCUCCAGUUGUGCUGGGCCGACCCCCAAAUACGGAAGACACAGAAAGCCCUUCUGUGAAGAGGAUGCGGAUGGACGCAUGGGUUACCUAAGGUUUCUAGGGCCGCCCUUUGUACUUUGUGUUAUUGCAGUAAACUGCCCUACAUAUCUAAAUUGGUCAAUAAGGAUAUGAGUUAAGUAUAUUUAUAUGUACAUACAUACAUGUAUAUGUAUGUGGGUGUGGCUGUGAGUGUGCGUGUUGGUGUGUGUGGAGACACAGAAUCAGGCACUUACCUGCAAACUCCUUGAAGAUCCGCAGAUGUGCGUCCUAUGGCAAACAAGACACUUUGUAGGCAGAGGCCUAGUCUGACACGUCUGUGGAUUACUUGUUUCAUAAGAAACCAGUUUUCGCAAAGAAAUGUGUUCCCAUAUGUAAUUCUCCCACACUAGCUUGCAGAAACCUAGAGGGCCCCUACUCGUUUUAUUUAAAUGUGCAGUGACUGUAGUACUUAAAAAUGCUUUGUAGAACAGAGCAGUAGAAACAGGAACCAAGAAAGCAAUACUGUACAUAAAAUGUCAUUUAUAUUAAUUACCCAACCUGGCAUGGGUCUAUAUUGCAAAGGGUUGCAUGGGAAAGGGCUGUUGAUAAUAAAAUUAAAAAAAAUUAAUUUUAAGUCCCGCACAUAACUGUUUUGCACGUGCAAAAAAUGUAUUGGGUCAAAGAAAUGAUCUUUUUAGCUAAGAAAAAGAAAGAGAAUAGAAAACCACGCAUGAGAUAUUCAGAAAAUACUAGCCUAAAAACAUAGAGCAUUAACAAAGUAAAACUAAUAUAUUAAGUUAUCAUUGGAAUAUAUCAGAAGUUUCUUUUUACAUUCAUAUCUUAAAAAUUAAAGAAACAAUUUAACUCAUGUAUAUUUUAUAUGAAAUAAAAUACCCUUAUGAGUUGAUGAUUAUAUAUAAAAUUAUAUUCACUACAUUUGAACACAUUCUGCUAUGAAUUAUUUAUAUAAGCCAAAGCUGUAUGUUUUCCUUUUUUUUCUUUAAUUUUUUUUAAGAAUGAAUAGCUUUAUCUUGUUUUAACUGUUUAGUUUUAUUUUAAGAGGAAAAACAAACAAAAAUAUCUUGCAAGCAGAACCUUGGAAAAAAUAAGCCAUGAAUGUUUAUUAUCCUAUGUGUAAAUUAAAAGUUGAGCCAAACACUUUGUGUAUAUAGCAUCUUAAAUAUAUUAUCACCUUUGAUGUAUGUACCUAUGUAUUGUAUGGUCACCAGAUUUAAAAGUAUAUUUUUGUGGAUUGCCACCAAUGGGGCUGCGGGGGAAAGGUGAGGUCCUUAUUCGUAGAGUAUUCACUGUUUAAUACUUACUAUUUUGUUAAAUAUACUGUACUUUGGAUUUUAAUUAUUAGCCCAGUUUUUUCCAGAGGAUUGUAUAAAGGGGUUUCUCCCCUCACUGGUGGUGAAUGUGUGAUGUUACCUUGUAAUCUUUGUGCUGUUUGGGUUGAGCAUCAUUAUAUAUUUUAUAUAUAUAUGUAUGUACAUAAAUAGCAAAGUGGCAAAAAAAUUGGUGUUACCUUCAUCCUGCAUAAAUAUAAAAUGUGUUGUAGCGGAUUUUAUAAGGCAUUAUUUAAAGUUUGCCUUUUGUGAGGAAAAAUAUAGUGGAAAAAGCUGACCUAAUUAAUAUUAGAGAAAAAUGACAAAAUAUUAGAUGAGCACAAAGGUUUUAUAAGUGGUAAAUUAUUAGGAAAAGCAUUCAUGGGGGAAGGGAUUUCGUUUCUCCUCAACCCUCUAAAAAUAGUGCUGCAGCUGGUUCCAGUAUGCUGGCAUUGUUCACGAUUAUGUGUGUCAAGAUGACACUGAGUGUGUGUGUGAGGGACGGGAGAAGUUCUCUCACAGCUGCAGAUCCUUGUCAUGGUUCUUGCCAUCCCGAAUGAAAUUAGUGGAGCCUUGUUCUUACAGAAAGAUUAAUUGGUAAUAGCUAGUUCCUCUGUUCACUGGACCUGUGCCAUGAACAAAAAUUCGGAGUCCUGCAUAUCUUUGAUUACAGAUUUUCAAUACUCGUUUUCCUGAGAAACCCAAAAGAAGGGUUUAAAAAUGGCUAUUUUAUAUUUUAAACUUAAUAUUGAGAAGCUACCUACAAUUUUUACUUCUCCUUUCAGAUAAACUAUUCCAUUUUGUUUCCUUCCCCUGAAUUACUAUCUUUUUGACAGUUUCCUUUUUACUAUUUGUGACAAAUAGACAAAUCAGCCACAUUUCCUGACUGCAACACAGAUCUUGGGUACAGGGUAUACCUACAUCAGUCAGAGGCUGCAAACUGAGGCUUCUUGUUUUAAUGGCAUUUUGGGUGGUAAACUCUUAAUAGAAGCCAAAAAGGGGAGCAUAAUAUUCCCUCUUCUGUGUAGAUAUUUGGCUUUUGUUCAGAAUAGAUUGGUUUUCUUUUAAAAUGUACGAUUUAUACUAAACUGCUUGUGGCCACAUUUCUUCAUAAAGUCAUACCUAAUCGCAACAGUCCCCCAACACUGAAUUUCCAAGAUAAUCCUUACCACUUUGUAAAUCAUUUAUAGCUUUGAACGUGUUAAGUGAUUCUUUCAUUAUUAUUUAUGCAUGUUCAUGAACUUCUGCUGUACAUGGGGAUAGGAGUUAACAUAUUCACAUUUACUGUCUUUUCUUGUGUGCCUUAUGAGAUGGCUUUUCUGACUGUAUCUCAAUAGUCUUUCUUUCUAUGCAGGUUUAUAAUCAGUACAACUACUGUUUUCUAAAAUAAUGUUACACAGGCUCGGAGUUUGUAAAAUUACCAGGUAACAAUUUAUUCCGUUUUCAGGAACUGAAUAUUUGACUGUUAACCUUAUCCCAUAUGCCCAUUAUGAUUUGGAGCAUAUGGACUUGACAGAGACGUCCUUCUCCAGACAGACACCCAUGUGCAAACACAUACACAUACACAUCUCUCAGUGGAAACAGACUUGGAGUGGGAACACACUGAUGGUGUUACUUUAGAACCUACUUUUCUUAUCCUUUUAGAUUCAUGUGCUUUGUAUAAGACACCAUUGCAAGAAAAAGUUCUACCUUCACACAAAGUAUUUUAUUAUGCAAAGGCAACAUUUUUUAAAAGAUUAGAAUAAAUUAUACUGGGCAAAGUACAUUGCCCAACAACACUACAACUGGUAUUACACUGAGAGUGAAAGUCACCAUUGACAUACCCAAAUGGCCCCAACCGAAACUCCAUCUUCUGAGCCCUCACUGUGUCCAUUGUGCUAGAGACUGAAUCAGGGGUUGUUCGAAAAGAACAAUAUAUGCUUUACCAUUUCCUUCAGCUAUAAGGACAACUAAUAAUUCAUUAGCAUAGUUUCUGUAUUAACCAUCACGCGCACAAGAAAUACAUAGUAAAUAAGGAACCUGAAACUCCUGGCAUCGGGUCAUGAGAAGCUAGAUGAUUAGAAUGUGAAAAAGAUUUUACAAAUGUAAAACUUACUUCUCUGUAGAACCUUUCUUCACUGCUGUGCAAGAAGACACUGCUUUGCUAUAUUUAAAAUGGCUUUUUUAAAAGAGAUUUAUGUAUUUGGUAAAUGUUUGUAGUCAACAGUUCACACAAGAAGCUGUACACGGUUUGAUCAUGUAAAACCGUUUGGCGGCACAAGCUGGACUUUGUUGCCAUCCUUGAGAUGAACCUUUUAAGAAAAAUAAGUUAACCCCAAUUUUUCCCUGAAUGUGUUUUUUCUUCAUUAUACAAUAAAUAUUAUAGUGAACUUUUUAUCCGACGGUAAGAAAAUGCUAGAGGUUGUUGUAAACUGUUUGUCUGCUGCACUCACUACAGUAAAGACGCCCUGGCUUUCACUGUGCA